Molecule: messenger RNA, 3840 nt
Organism: Stegodyphus dumicola
Lineage: Eukaryota; Metazoa; Arthropoda; Arachnida; Araneae; Eresidae
Product: aromatic-L-amino-acid decarboxylase-like
Biological process (GO): carboxylic acid metabolic process; amino acid metabolic process
Cellular component (GO): cytoplasm
Molecular function (GO): pyridoxal phosphate binding; carboxy-lyase activity
Source: RefSeq, a predicted model, not a curated record
UCAAGUGUCGAGAAAGCUGCUAUGAUCGGUUUCGUAAAACUUCGAAUACUCGACACGGACGAAAAAUUUCAGCUACGGGGAGCUACAUUAGCGAAGGCAAUGGAGGAGGAUCGUAAUAUGGGACUAAAGCCUUUUUUUGUCGCAGCGACAUUAGGGACUACCUCGUGUUGUUCUUUUGAUCCGAUCCACGAGAUAGGACCCAUAUGUGAGAAAUUUGGGGUUUGGCUUCAUGUUGAUGCGGCGUAUGCGGGCAGUGCCUUAAUUUGCCCCGAAUUCAAACAUCUCCUGAAAGGAAUAGAAUAUGCCAUGUCAUUUAAUAUGAAUCCGAACAAAUGGAUGUUAGUGAAUUUUGAUUGCUCUACAAUGUGGGUAAAGGAUCGUUUCAAACUUACUCAAGCUUUAGUUGUUGAUCCUCUAUAUCUGCAGCAUAGUUUUUCAGAUAAAUCCAUCGACUACAGACACUGGGGAAUCCCUUUAAGCAGAAGAUUUCGCUCGUUGAAACUCUGGUUUGUUAUCAGGAAAUACGGAGUCGAGGGGCUACAAAAGUAUAUUCGUGAACACGUGCGAUUGGCAAAGAAAUUCGAAAGUCUUGUACUAAAGGAUGACAGAUUUAUCGUAGCUAAUCAAGUUCACUUUGGUUUAGUUUGCUUUCGGUUAAAGGGAUCUAACAAUUUAAACCAGAAACUUCUAUCCUCAAUCAAUGCUUCAGGAAAAUUGCACAUGGUACCAGCUUCACUGAGUGGUAAUUAUGUAAUCCGUUUUUGCGUAUGUGCUCAACAUGCAACAGAUGCUGAUAUCAUCCAUGCUUGGGACGUCAUAACGAUGUUUACUGAAGAACUGCUCGAAAUUGUAAAAGUGGAUGUUAAUAAAGAAGAAAUAGCCGAAGAAGAAGAGGAGGAAGAGGAAGAGGAGGAAGAAGAAGAGGAAGAAGAAAAAGAAAUUAAAGAGCAAGUAGCGGAAUCAGUAGAUGAAGUGUUCCUCCUAGAGCGCAAACGGAAACAUAGUUUGAAAUACAAAAGGAGCUUCUUCGUACGCAUGGUAUCUGAUCCGAAGCUGUACAAUCCGAAGAUUGUUCGGGCCCUAUCCUCAACCGGCAGUCGUAGACACACUAGCGAUCCUAUGGAUGGUGAAACUGGGGUUAUAACCCCUGUAUAAAAAUUGAGUAAUGAUUUGAUAUGGAAAAGUCAUCGCCGGCUUCAGAUGGGGUGUGUUACAAAACUUAAUGCUCUUUGAGUGAGGGAGUAGUCGGCAGAUAUUUCGGCUUUGCUAAUGUGAUGCCGGUAAAGUUGAAAAAGCACUCCUGCUUUGUAUGACUAUUGAUAAAUUCAGAAAAUUACCGUUGCAUGAAUUCAUAUUAUCAUGACUUAUGAUAAGACAUAUUUAUAUUUUAAGCAGUUUGCUUUGCUACACCAAAUAUAGCAGUUAAUUUAGCAAUGAAAAAAUAAAUAUUAUCCUUAUAAUGAUAAAAAUAUUUAGCUCUUAUUUAUUUAUCUGUUUUUAUCUCUUGUUAAUUACUGGCAAUGUAUUUCUUGCUGCACAAGUUAUACAUGUUUUUAGAAGAUCUCUUCUAGAUUCAGCCAUUCAGACGCAUUUACAAAACUUCUUGCAUCUGAAGUUAUUUAUAGCAUGAAAAUAUUUAACAGCUUUAAUUAUAUAAAGCUUCAAAAUAUAGCUAUCUUAUUUUUUCAGUUUUGUAUCCUUUUUUUUAAAAAAAGAGAUUAGUUCAGACUUUCUGUAUUAUAUUUACACAAUUCUUCGAUUUAAUUCACGCAUGUUUAAUAGGUCUCAAAUUUUAUUUAUUUUUACUCAAUUUAUUUUUUCAUUACUGAACCUAUGCAAUAUUUACGAAGGUUGGCGCUAUCUGUUGCAUAUCGUUAUUUCAAAUAUAACACCCAUCACAGCAUUAGUCAAAAGCAUUCCAGACUUACAUCAAAAUAUUGUAGAUCAAAUCAAUUGGAUAAAAAGCAGGAUAUAUGUGUGCAAGCAUAUAUACAUAUGUGUGUGUUCAUAUGUAUGCAUAUAUAAAAGUUUUAGCCACUAUUACUAUAUUUUUUCAAUUCCUUUCGAAAAUCAAAAUAUCGUAUUUUAACUAAAAUACAUUUAUGUAAAUACAUGAACUGUAUGCCCUAGCAACGAAUGAAUUAGGCAGUAGAUUAAGAAUCAAAUGUAGAAUAUUUUUAUAUUGAUUCCAAAUAAUUUAGAGAUAUGCAUGUUUAAAAAAAUCUUUUAUACAAAUGCAAUUUUUUAACAGAAAUGGAUAAAUAAAAUAAAACUAAAAUUUUACAAAUAUACUCCUUACACACUUAUUUUUAAAACUAAAGUUGUUUAGCUAAGGUUUUUGGUUAAAAAUAAUCUUCAUCCAGCUUAUCAAGAACGAGUGUUAACUUUAGAAAGCCGGACUCACUACAGAAGCAAAUACUGGAUCAUGAGGAAGUCAGUUUCUAGCAUAGCAUACUGAUAAUAUGAAAUAUCUGAAGCCGGCCUUGGCGAUAUAAGUGUUUCCCAGUUUGAUUAUUUCAUUUGAAGUUAGCAUGAGUCAUACAAUCGCAGUUUCAUGGACUUAAUCUUUCAAUCAAUGAUUAGACUUAGUUUCUUCCUGCCACAGAACAUGGUUAUUGUACUUUGUCUUGUAACUACAACGCUUGCUAAGUUCCUUCAGUAAAUGAAAAUGUUUUUCUGCUGUUAAAUUUUCAGUCCCCUGUAUCAUACACAUAUUUUGAUAAAGUGUGUGACAUUUUUAUGUUCUUCAAAAUAUGCUUUAAAUUUUAAAAUGAAUAUUAUGUGUCUGUUUCACAAAUUUUCCCUUUUUCAUUCUGUUUUCGGGAAGAUCAAUUUGUGUUUUUUAUCUCAAGUUACAUAGUUCAUGUACUUGUAGUAUAUCUUUAUCUCAAAUCUGUUAAAUUUUAUCUUCUUAUUAUAUAAGGAAUUGUUCUAAAAUCUACAUGUUGUUUGAUAUAUCAAAUAUAAAAUAGCUACUAAUUAGAAUGCUUAUAACAAUGAUAAAUUCAUUGAAAUGAAGAAUGUAUGCAACUCAACGAAAUCUGCCUUAAAUAUCGCAAUUACAGUUAUUAAUAUAUUUAACAAAAUAAAAUCGCCUAUUAAAUCAGCGUAUCACAAUGAAAAUGUGAAACUAAAUUUGCUCACAAUUACCUUCAAUUUCUUUCGAAAAGAAUUCCUGUGUUUUUGUAGCUCUAAAUUUUAAUUCCAAAAUGCAUGAAUUUCUAAGCGUAUCCAAAUACAUGUGUAUUUAAUACAUUUCCCAAUACAUGUAAAUAUAUUUAAAAUGUCUAAUAUUUUAUAAAGAACUAAAAACAAAAGAAGCUUGAGCUAUAAGUUUUGUAUUAUUAAUUCAGUUAUGUAUUAAGCUUAUGUAUUAAUUACGUAUUAAGUAUUAAUAACAGCUUUGUAAUUUCCGCUCAAAUGGCUUCAGAAGCUAUUCACCAAAUAUGAUUAAAAUGCACUACUUAGCUUAGCGCAUUGAAUAUUCGUUCGUUCAUAUCGUUGAAACUAGAGUACCAAAUUGAAUAAAAAUAUUUUUUAUAAUAUUCUAUAUAAUCUGUAAAAUGACAGAAAAAUUAUAUCAAGUUAUUUAAACGCAUUCUGAAAUCUUUAAAAUGAAAAACUGCACUUAAUCAAAAUUGUUUGCGGGUAAAUGUUGUUAAAUAUUUCCAAGUUGUUUUCCAAGUUUAAAGUUCGGUAUGUUUUUGCUAAAAAAUUUAUGAUAUUGAUUGUUGGAUAAAUGGCAAAGCCGGCGAAUGAGUGAAAUAUUAGAUCCUACUUACUUGUACUCAUGUUUCAUGUAAAAAAUAAUAAUAAAGAAAAGCAACUACAGAAACUUCA